This is a messenger RNA of Microstroma glucosiphilum, 957 nucleotides long. RefSeq names its product Psf2-domain-containing protein. Lineage: Eukaryota; Fungi; Basidiomycota; Exobasidiomycetes; Microstromatales; Microstromataceae. Gene Ontology annotation, biological process: DNA replication; double-strand break repair via break-induced replication. Gene Ontology annotation, cellular component: GINS complex; nucleus. The coding region runs from base 80 to 883 and encodes 267 amino acids. The record is from RefSeq and is a predicted model, not a curated record. The transcript is spliced from 4 exons.
AACACCUCGCAAGUUGGGAUCCUCGUACAGACGACGACCGCAGGAGCUGAGAUUGUCCUCCUGGCUUUCCACUGCCCCGAUGGCUUUACCUCUCCCACUCCAGUCCGGCCUUCUUCCCUCCGAGAUCGAAUACCUGGCCACCUCGUCCACGACGAUCAGCAUCGUACCCCUCACUUCCAUAGAUCGAGCCCGCUUCCUUUCUGGCGUCUAUGGACCUUUUCGUCCUCCGGCUAGGACCACUGUCCCGCUCUGGCUCGCACUCAAUUUGAAAAGAAAGGGAAAGUGCUACCUGGUCGUGCCGGAGUGGAUGAUGGCUGAGAACCUAUCGAAACUUCUACAGACAGAGACUACAACAUUAGCAUUCGCAGAAGUCCCCUUCCACUACGCAUCAAUAGCCAAGGUCAUCCUGGAAGUAGCUCCAGACGAUGUUCCUGAGGCGGAUGAGGUGCGAGCGAUGUUGAAGGACCUGCGCGAAGCGCGGCAGAGCAAGAUCGCCCAGGGACUGGACAUGAUCAAUCCGUACCACCUGGAAAUGACCAACAUCUCCUACUCGGAGCUAUGCGAGUUGCGACCCUUCUUCAGUACAGCCUUCACCCACCUCCGAGGAAUGCGCAUCGUCGCUCCUCCCCCGGCAGAUGCAGCAGGCGACGACUUUCUGGGCGACUUCUCAGCCUCUUCAUAUCCUACAGGCACACCGCGUCGGACAAGAGCUGGGGGCGGCGGAGCGCCGAGGGGAGGCUACGGUCUGGAGGAGGACUCAUUACCGUCGGACUUUAGCUAUAACAGCAUGGCGGGACAAGGACGGACGUCAAUGCCGGGCAGAGGGGAGGAUGAUGACGAUGACGAUGGUAUGGGUGUGGCCCAAUGGGGCGGUGUAUCAUGACGGUACCGAAAUUCCCAAGCAAAAUACAUUAGACGCCCUGCUUGCUCCCACGUAUGAUGAACAGGUGCUCCCUC